UAAUUAUUGAAACAACAUACACCUGCAAUGCCUCUGUCAGGUUUACGUUUUGUAAUGCUCUUUCUCUUCAUGGGAAGAGCUUAUGCUGGUUUUGGAGUUGAAUCUUACUCUCCAGCUGAUACAUACAUCAUCCCCCAGAUAACUUAUUUGUGCGAAAAUACCGAACCGUCUGAGGACUUCUACGCCGAACUACGUAACAUAAACGACAACGGGGAUAAGGUUUUCAAUAUGGAAAUAGACUUACAGGAUGCACAGUUCACGGAAAAAUGGACGGUAAAAGUAGUAAUCGACAAAUGGAAUAAUGGCGGCUGGGAUGAAAAUUUUUUUAUAAUGGAUGGUUUAGCCUGUGAAAUAGCAGUUAAGUAUUCCGAAACUAUUUGGGAAAAUUUUAAAAAGGAAAUGAUGCCAACCAUUACAGAUAAAUGUUUUGCGGAAUUGGGGCACUAUAAACUUACUGAUUUUAAAGUAAAUCGCACCGAUAUAAACAUACCCAUAAAUAUAGUGGGAAAAUAUAGGGUGAUUUUAAAACUAUUUAACGGAACAGGCGAGGAAGUGCUGUGUCAAGUAUUUGAAGCAGAAGUAAGAAAACCAUGAUUUCCCGAAUGUUAUUAAAAAUAAAGACAACUCCCCAGCAGUGUAAAAGUUAUUAUUUCAAUCCACCUUUCAAUUUUCAA
This is a messenger RNA of Anoplophora glabripennis (Asian longhorned beetle), 674 nucleotides long. RefSeq lists its product as uncharacterized. The coding region runs from base 28 to 594 and encodes 188 amino acids. The record is from RefSeq and is a predicted model, not a curated record. NCBI's taxonomy places the organism in Eukaryota, Metazoa, Arthropoda, Insecta, Coleoptera, Cerambycidae. The transcript is spliced from 4 exons.